This is a messenger RNA of Lagopus leucura (white-tailed ptarmigan), 4671 nucleotides long. RefSeq names its product coiled-coil domain containing 146 (gene CCDC146). Gene Ontology annotation, cellular component: cytoskeleton. The transcript has 19 exons. The record is from RefSeq and is a predicted model, not a curated record. Lineage: Eukaryota; Metazoa; Chordata; Aves; Galliformes; Phasianidae. Bases 1 to 2913 code for a protein of 970 amino acids.
AUGCAGCAACAAGUAUCUUGGGACGUGUGGAAGGAUUUCCAGAGAAUGAGUCAAGCUGGUGAUGAAAGUUCCAGUUCCGAUGAAAAAGAAUUGGAAGUCGAAAAGGAGCAACCUAUCUGUGCUUUAGCUCCAACAGUAUAUACCCGAGAUGAAGGAUCCACUGAUGUAACAUCAAGUCCUGCGUUUCAGUGUUUAGAUGAGCUGUUUUCUGCUGGAAAACUUACUGGCUCCAGAGUAGCUGAGCUGAAGGCAAAGUACAACCUGCUGCAUGAAACUGUGAGAAGCUUACAGGAAUCUGAGAUCCAGCUGUUGCAGGAAGCCAAACGUCUUAGUGUAGACCUGGAACAACAGCAGCAUGAACUGGAAAAAGCAGAACAGUUCCCUGAAGAAUCUUCCAGUGAAGUCUGCCGAUUAAGGCAACAGCUUCUUAAUUGCCAAAAUGAGUACAACGUUAUUAAAGAAAGAGAGCAUGAAAUUCAGUUCAGGAUAAAAUGUUUGCAAGAAGAGAAAAGACUUCUGGAAAAAGAAUAUGAAAGAAUUCCAAAGCAAGGUGAAGCAGAUAAGAAAAUUAAAAAAAUGAAAGAAGAUUGUGAUGAGCUCCUCAAAGAAGUAAUCCAAAGGAAAGCAGAAGUUAACGCAAUGAAAGAAGACAUUUUAUCCAAGCAGAAGCUGAUGAUAAUAGAUAAGAAAGAAGUGGAAAAGCUUCUGGAGGUCCAGGAUGGUUUAAAAGAUGAAUUAGUUAAGAUCCUUGGUGUUCCAGUGCAACUUAGAAAGGAAGCUGAGAAGAUAAAUCAGAAAAAAAUCGAUGCAGAGAAUCAAAAUGAAGACCUUAAUAACCAAAUGCAGGAGUUAAACUGUGCCCUGAAAGAUAUUGACAAAGGGACAGAAAAUAUCUUGCAAGAAAGAGAAGAUGUAAUGAAGGAAUUGAAUGGAAAAAGAGCUUUGCAGGAGAGCAAAGAACAAGAAUGUGCUGCUUUGAUAAGAUUGCUAGAAAUUGGCAGAGAAAAGGAACUGAUGAUCCUGGUAGAGAGAGACUCUCUGAACCAUGCAUUAAAGGAACAAAUCCUUGAGAAAAAGCAACAACGGGAAAUUCUCAUUCACAUGCAAGUAGAGAAAGAUAAAGAACUGAGAAAUCUGAAAAAGAUGGAGCUACAGCUGAACACGAUUAAUGAGUCCUUGGAACAAGACAAGUCACAGCACAAAACAUUGAAAUUAGAGGCAGAAGCUAUCCCUAAAAUUAAUGGAGUAUUACUAGAAAGAAGACGAGAACUGCAGAAGGAAAUUGAAAUGAAAAAGAGAUGUUUAGCUAAACAGGAGCUGGUAUCAGGUAUGGAUGCCCACACGUUAGAGGAAUGUAUUGCUGAAGAAGGCCGGCUGUUCAAGGAGCAGGAAAGAUGCCGCAGUGAGUUAUCCAGACUUGCACAGCUGACUUGGCUGAAAGUUGAAGAGAAGGAACAGAAAUCUAGGGAAGUUCAGAAAGUCCAGAUGCAACUUCAAAAUAUUAUUAAAGAAAUAAAAAGAAAGGAUCUUGAAAUAGAACAGUAUAAAAAGAGGAAAAGAAGAGUCCAGAAAGAACUCCAAGGAGUUGCUAAAAUGUGUGAUAUAAUCCAAAGUGAAAGGAAUAAAUGCAUACAUUUGGUGCAUGUUGCUCAGCAGAAAACAACUGAAAUUAAAGACUGGAUAAAAGUAAAAGCAAGUGAAAGAGAAACUUUAAGGAAUACUCUUAUAACCCAAGAAAGAGAACUGCAGAAACAACACAUGAAGAAUAAAAAUAACGUAGCAAUUAAAGAGAGUCUCAAAAACGAUUGCUCCAAAGUCGUGCAAGUCAUGUAUGAAAUGAACGAAAAGAAAAAGCAACAGGUUUUGGAUCUUGACAGACUUACCAAUAUUGUUAUCCGCAUUGAAGAGGAAAUUGCGCAACUGCACAAAAAGUACAAAAGAGCCAUUGAGGAACAAAACGAGAGUGGCCUUCUGCUUAGAAGUCGAGAAGAAGAAAUAUGUAUUUUAUAUGAAAAAAUAAAUGUACAAGAGUUUUUGUGUAGAAAAGGAGAUAUUGAGAUGCAAGCUAUGGAUGAAAAAAUCAGUUUUCUGAAGAUGAAGGUGGCUGAGAAAGAGAGACAGAUUAAAUUCUGGCUCAAAGCACUCCCAAUGAAGAGAGCCCUGGACACAGAGUUGGUCAUACUUCAGAUACAGUAUUCCCAGUGCAAGGACAGGAUUAAAGAGAUGGAGGAAAUUUUUGUUGACCCCAUGAAUGAGAGCAGAAAGCGAGACCUGGGAGGGAAGGACCCGUCUCCACCUGAACUGCAGAAGAAGAUUGAACAGCUGGAGGUGGAGCUGGUACAGAAGGAGGAGAAGCUGCUGGAGACAGACAUGAUCUACGAACACAUUGCCCGGCUCACGGACAAGAUCCGUGCCACAGCAGAGAAUGGGAAGCAGGGCACGCUGCUGUUAGCAACAAGGAUAAAUGAACUACAGAAGAAGAUAAAAGACAGGACCCGGAAGAUGAUGGCUCUUGUGGCAGAGUUAUCCAUGAAGCAAGCACUUGCCAUUAAACUCCAGCAGGAAAUGAGAGACAGAGAAGAGUUUUUGAUGAUUGUUUCAUCAAGGAUAGAUCAAGGCCUUCCUCCUCCUAAAGAGACAGAGAUUGAAUGGUUGAAGGUUUUACGCAAUGAGAAGAUGCACAAAGAAGCAGCAGAGGCCAGAGCUAGACAGGCUGCAGAAGAGGAACAAGCUGCAGUGCCCGGCCAUGUCCUCACAACAGCUGAACCACGGCCAACUGCUUAUGUCCCAGAUGAUGCAUACAGCCUGCCAGUGCCACGGCCCUAUGGCGCUUUGGCUCCUUUCAAGCCAAGCGAACCCGGUUCAAAUAUGAGACAUUUCAGAAAACCAAUUAUAAAGCCAAUUGAAAUCUGAGAAGACAACACAAGGAGGAAGAGAAGCCCUUACCAGUUGCUGAGUAUCACAAGUCAAUAGCAUUCAGGCUACAUGAAAUGCCCAUUAGAGUAUAGCCAACUUCCACACAGUAAACAAAGUAGUACUUAAUGCCAGAAGCACAGCUAAAUACUCAGUGAUACAAGUUCCUUCCUUCUGACUACGUGGAGCCUGUUAUGCCAAAUGCACUGCAGUAUUUUAAAAUGAGUAAUUAUCAUACCACACUUUUGUUUUUUCAGGUCAAGUUUUAUCGCAUCUAUUUUACAGCACAUUUCAUUAAAAAGAAUAAGGUAGAAGAUCUUCUCUGGUUAUCAAUAGCACACGAAUGAAGUCUCCACAUAUUACACAAAUACACCACCACAGCUUUCCACAGUCCAAGACUGAAAAAAAUUAUUCAACUGACAAAAAUUUAUGUCACUGUUCAAAAUAGGAAAAAGUGCACGCCAAAAACUAAACCCACUUCAAUUAUUCAUAAAUAAUAGUUGAAAAUGAGGAGAAAACAACCUCCAGCAGUUCUUCCUGAAGCUGAGUUUUGAACCAUAAUACUAAAAGUUAGAAGGAAAAAAUUCAGUAAAACUCAUUCCAUGCUGCUGUGAAGAUACAUUUCCAAAGAAUUUUCUUCUUGUCCUGCAUUGCAUUCAAUAUAUUAUAAGCAUCUUAAAAAAAAAAAAACAUACAUAAAAUCCCUCUCCCAUAUAAUUUAAGGAGACUACAUUUUGUGCUAAUUACAUAGCUCAAUAUAUUAGAAUCCCACUCCAAAGGCAGAAGUACCGUAAGACAAUACAUGACCACCACAAGGAAUGAGUAUCAUUAUUGAUGAUUAUAUACAAAGACUGAUGCCUCAUUUGUUAUCCUUACCUAUUUUAUAUCAUCACAUCAAGAAAUGCCUUUAUUAGUCUAAGUGAGUAAACAGUGGCCAAUUUUUUGUUACUGUACAGCUGGACUACCCUUUCCAGCACUGUCUGUCUCAUUAAAACUGUUGAAAGAAUACCUUUUCACAGCAUGUUUUGGUACCCACUAGUUCCACUGAUUUGACCACUUCAGACCUGAAACCCCUGAUGUGUUGGAAACCCAGGUCUGCAUCAGAUGCAUUUCUCUGCAAUUUACCUAGAGGUCAGUAAUUUCAGCCUUAGUGCACUGGACAAUUGCUACUUUGAGUAGCUGAUGUCAGUAAUGGUGGCCUACUCAAAACUGCAGAUUAAUUAGCAAACAUGACAUUUAAGUUUAAAAAAAAAAAUCACAGUUGGCUGCACACUUGUAUGUGAAUGAUUUUCAGUACCACACGCAGUUUGAGUGAUUUUGAGUAUUUACAUGCAGUUGAAGAAAGCCAUUUCAGGAAUAUCUGAGGCCCAAGAGCAUCAUCGUGUGUUUCAGCGCUGCUUCCUCCACAAACCUGACAUCAAUAUGAUCUUGUUUUUCAUACGAAUGCACACCUAGAAAAACACCAUUAGAAAAUCAGUAUUUGCAAAUCUAAGUGCUGUUGUACAGUAAGUCCUGCAGUUUACUAAACAUCCUGACCCACAAUACCAAAAGGUAAGGCGUUAGAUGGAACUGUGUUUUCAUCUAAAUAAAAUACCUACAGCUUUCAGUGCAGUUGUCUGAUGCUCACCCAUGGCAUACGCUUUCCUGUUAGUGGGAUAUCAGUAAAUUAUGCCCCAUGUGGAAGAAAGCUAGACUAUCUCUGGAGGCUGCUAGGAAUUUCCAUACUGAUUUUACCUUGGAGAGCGAAAUAAAAUUUAA